Venturia canescens is the source of this 3422-nucleotide messenger RNA. Its product is annotated as probable ATP-dependent RNA helicase CG8611. Gene Ontology annotation, biological process: ribosome biogenesis. The transcript has 6 exons. Gene Ontology annotation, molecular function: ATP binding; RNA helicase activity; nucleic acid binding. Lineage: Eukaryota; Metazoa; Arthropoda; Insecta; Hymenoptera; Ichneumonidae. The record is from RefSeq and is a predicted model, not a curated record. Gene Ontology annotation, cellular component: nucleus. The coding region runs from base 260 to 3163 and encodes 967 amino acids.
UGUGUUUCACCCCAUCGAAUGAUCGAAUAAUGCGUUUGCAUGUGCACAUACGAGUACAAGAGCAAAAGAGAGUUUGCGCGUUGCACAUUUCGACUGCGCGCUGCGGGGCAGGCGGGAAAGGAGAGUAUAACAGUCAACACGUGUGACUCCUCGUGGUUGUCGGGAAAUAUUUGCUCCGUAGUGUAUUUACCUCUACUUUUUGUGAUUCAACAAGUAAAAAAGGUAUUGUUGGUGUUUAAAAAAACAAUAGAGACUAAAAAUGGCUAUUCAAGAUAUGGAUAUUUGUCUGAAUAUCUCCAGCGGCACGUCAGCUGGUGAGGCGACAAAGGUUCAGCGAAGUAAAUCAGCGUUUUUCAAGCCCCACGUCAAAAGACUCGUCAAAAAAGCAAAACGUGACUUAAAAAAAAACAACAAUGAAACAGACGAAAAAUCUUCGAAAUCGACAGUUUCGCCUACAAAAAUAGGUUUGAAAAAUCAGAGAGUAAAGCAGAAAUCGCUCGGAGCGAUAGUCGCAAAAAACGUAGUACGAUCAAAGAUCGUGAAUGCUAAUAAUGCAAGAAUCAAUAAAUUGGAAAAGAAAACAAGUGGAAAUGUUUCAAACCAACUGUCUACUACAGCGAGUCAAAAAACUCCCUUCCAAAAGCAGAAAGGCAAGCCAUUGGUAUCAUUUUCCGAGCCAACCAAAGAGAAUGAACUCAAAACGAUUCUUGCAAAGACUAGAAACCGCAAUGAAGAUAAACCCAAAAAAUCGCUUGCCGAUUUAUUUUCUAAGAGCAGCGAAUCGAAAGAUGUAAAUGCAAAACUGUUGCCCGAAGUUCCCAAAACAAACAGCAGCACUGAGAAAACAUUUGAAAAGUUUCCUCAUGCCAGAAAUGUUAUAGAAUCUGAGUCCGGUGGAUCUAGUUUCAAUCGCAAAGAACACUGGAAUCAGAAUAGAAAUCAAAAUCGAAACCGAACCAAAGAUAAUGCCCGAUUCGAAGACAGACAAGAAAAAUCGUAUGCAAAACCCUCGGGUAAGAUUUCUUCACUCUUUGGUAACAAUCCAGAAGUACCAAACAUCGGUCAAAGGCUUGUGAAGCCCGUAAAUGAAACGGUAUUCAGUAAAACAACAUUUGAGGAUCUCGGCAUUCAUUCCUACAGUAUUUCAAACCUGGAGCAAAAUAUGGGAAUAACUAAGGCAACGACUGUGCAACAGAAAGCAAUUCCGGUAAUACUAUCUGGGAAAAAUGUUCUCAUUCGUUCGCAGACUGGAUCCGGCAAGACUUUGGCAUACGCUCUUCCAAUUGUUGAAACUCUGCAACGUAUUAGGCCAAAAUUGAUGAGAAACAGUGGUCUCCGGGCGCUCGUUGUGGUCCCCACAAGAGAACUUGCUCUCCAAACGUACGAGUGUUUCCUCAAGCUGGUCAAGCCAUUCACCUGGAUUGUCCCUGGUUAUCUAGUGGGUGGAGAAAAGAGAAAAGCUGAGAAAGCCCGUCUUCGGAGAGGAUGCACGAUUCUCAUAGCGACUCCUGGUCGCCUCCUGGAUCACAUUGAGCACACAGAAUCUCUUAAAUUGAACGAAGUUAAAUGUUUUGUUCUCGACGAAGCCGAUCGUAUGCUGGACAUGGGAUAUGAAAAAGAUAUUUCUGGUAUAGUUGAAGCUUUGAAGAAGCAAACUGGCGCCGAGUCAGAGAAAUGUUCUUACGAUCCGCUUGCUCUUGUGAGAAGCAGAGGAACAAAAGUUGUUGAUGAUGCAGAGGAAAAAAUGAGGGAAUCAGCAAUUUCUGGAGCUGUGGAAGAAAAAGCCGAAGAACACAGCAAAAAAGAAGAAACCGAAGCUUCAGACGAGAGCAAAGAAAUUUUGAACCAGCAGGAAUAUCACUCUGGAACAGACAGCGACGAGGGUGACCAAGAAUUUCUUAUCCGAACAAAGAAAACCAAGAAAAAAAUUCCACCUCAACGAAAAUCCCAGAAUGAAGAAACUCCACUAAACAAAACCGAUGAGAACAAUCGAGCAGGCACUUCUUCGAGGCAAACCGUUUUGCUCUCUGCCACUUUGACAGCUGCGGUAGAAAAGUUGGCUGGUCUGACAAUGACUGACCCGGUAUUUGUUGAUGCUGCCCAGGACAACUUGAAUCAAGUCGGCGGAAACUUGAGCGAAACCAACGAAGAUCUUGUCGUGCCGCAAGGUGUCAAUCAGAGCUAUGUCGUCACACCUGCCAAACUGAGAAUGGUCACUCUGAGUGCUUACAUCGCUGGAAAAUGUCAGGUCGCUGGUGAACACAAAAUUUUAGUUUUCAUGGCGACUCAAGACAUGAUUGACUAUCACGCAGACAUAUUAUCGACUGUUCUUGGGAAGCCGAGGGACGAGGAUGACGAGGAUUCGGAUGCUCUGGUUGACGUUGAAUUUUUCAAGCUUCAUGGAAGCAUGUCACAAAAGGAGAGAACUGAGGUUUUCAAAACGUUCCGAAAGGCUCGAAGCGGCGUUCUUCUGUGUACGGAUGUUGCCGCCAGAGGAUUGGACAUGCCAAAAGUCGAUACCGUCGUCCAGUACACCGGCCCCCUCUCCGCUCGCGAUUACGUUCAUCGUAUCGGGCGAACCGGGCGAGCAGGAAGUUCCGGUGCCUCCAUCAUAUUUCUCACACCGUCGGAAAUCGAUUUCGUGCGUAUUCUGGAGUCACGGAGGAUCAGAAUCAAGCAGGAGAAUAUGAACGACAUUCUCGACAAGCUCAUGGGCCCAUUGUCGAAACAUCACACCGUCGAGGCUACCGCCACGGCUUUGCAGAAUGAAUUCGAAAAUCUCGUCAUCGAGGACAAGAAGUUCCAUAGCAAAGCCUGCAAAGCUUACGUUUCCUGGAUCCGCUUCUACGCGAGUUACCCUCGUGAUAUGCGCGAAGUAUUCAACCGCAAGGACCUUCACCUCGGCCACUACGCGAAGAGCUUCGCCCUGAGAGAUCCCCCGCAGAAAAUUGGAGGAAUCGGGAAAACACUCCGUGACAACGAGUCCUCGAAGCCCCGACACAACAACAGACUCAGCAGGGAAAGACCCGCCAAGCAGCCGCAGAAAAGGCAACGCGACGCUGCUGGUUCACAAAAACCUGGGCUGUUGAAGAAAUCGAGAAUGCUCAACGUUUCCGAGUACGCCAGCGGACUCGAGAGCAUCAAAAAGACGAACAAGAAGUAACAAUAAAACUCAAAAUCUCGGCAGAUUGUUCUGAAAUAAUCGUGUAAAUACUGAUUUAACCAAACUAUGUUUAGGUUUCUCCCAUCGUUAGUUUUUUUUUAUCCUUUAUGACUGACGUCUACGAUUGUAGACGACGACUUUGCACAAAUUCGUCGUUCAUUAUCCGCAGUCAGAAACUAAUUAUUUUACCAUAAAAAUAUACGUUUAGGGACAAUCAUUUGUAAAUACUCCAGAUAAAAACUGAACGAUUCCUUUUCCA